Messenger RNA from Penicillium daleae, 1989 nucleotides. RefSeq lists its product as uncharacterized. Lineage: Eukaryota; Fungi; Ascomycota; Eurotiomycetes; Eurotiales; Aspergillaceae. The transcript is spliced from 3 exons. The record is from RefSeq and is a predicted model, not a curated record. Bases 1 to 1989 code for a protein of 662 amino acids.
AUGGCCGACGAGGACGAGCGCAUUAAAGCUGAGAAGCUCGCUGCUGCCAAGAAAAGGGUAGCGCAGCUCCAGAAACAGAAGAAGAAGGCCAGCAAGAAGGCUUCAACCAACACGGAGACAUCCAAGGAUACCGAGAGUCCUAAAGAUGUCGAAGCUACGCAAGAGUCUGCGGCUACCACGGAGACUACCCCUCCAGUAGACCCCCCCGCCGACGAGAAGCCGCAAGAACCUACGCCUGCAGACACUGCAACCCCGGAACAACCACCAGAGCCAGAAUCGCAAGAAAAGCCAGCUGAACCAUCCGAACCUGUCGAGUCUCCUGUCGAGCCCAUGCCCUCGGCCCCCACCCCGCCUGAUCCAGAGGCCGAGCCGCAGCCUGCACGUCUGGAUACCCCUCGCGCCGGCCAUGGCCGCCAGGCGUCCCUGUCGAUUCAGUCGAAGAUGCGCUCGUCAUCGUUCCGCAGGUCCUCCAUAUCUCAAGGAAGCGCCCAAUCUCCAUCCGCCCUCAAGUCUCCAUCGCAGCCUCUGCCGCCCUUGACUGGGGACGGGGAGUCCGUCCAUGAAGUGUUCCGGAAACAGUCAACGAAGAUUGAGGAACUGGAGAAGGAUAAUAAGAGGCUGGAGAAAGAGCUUUCGGAUGCGACGACUCGCUGGCGCAAGACGGAGGACCAGUUGGAGGAUCUGCGGGAGGCGAGUGUGGAUGGGGCGGAGUUGAGGGAGCGAUUGAAACAAGCUGAGGAGAAGGUGGCUAGUAUUGAGGCUUUGAAAGAGGAGAUUGCCUCGCUACAACGGCAAAACUCACAGCUCCAGUCUCGGUCACACCGCAACAAUGCUAGUAUCUCCGUGCCCGGGACGUCAGAAUCGCCGCCAGCGGAUCUUGUGCGCCAGUUAGAAUCCAAAUCCGCCACUAUUGAAGCCAUGGAACUAGAGAUCUCCAAUCUGCGCGCCCAGGUGACGUCGCAGACAUCCUCGAAGAGCGCCCAUGAGACACAGGUGACCGCCCUCGAAGAGAAGCUAUCAGAGAGCCAGGCCACCCUCGAAAAGUCACAGCGUGAACUCAAUGAUACAAAGCUAGCUCUCACUCGCGCCUCCGAGAAAGCAGUCAAGGAAGGCGUGGACAAGACAUCUACCGAAACCCUGAUCAAAUCGCUGCAGCGCGAGAUCGAAGAGUUGAAGAAUGAGAAGGUUGAGGGUGAAAAGAAGAUCGAGACCUUGGACAAGAAACUCCAAGCAUUGGGUAAUCUUCACAAAGAAUCAGAGGCUCGGCAUCAGACUCGGCUACGCGAGAGUGAGAAAGCAGAGAAAGAAACCGCGGUCCUACGGAAGAAGCUCGCCAGCAUUGAAAACGAGAACCUUCGCCUCCGUGAGGAGCGUGAUCGCAUGCGCAAGCGUGAUGCCGGUGGUGCAGACGACGAAGCCCUCGAUGAGCUCGAAGACGAAGAACGCCAGCGUCUUGAGCGCCGAAUUCGCGAAUUGGAAGGCGAAAACUUUGACCUGCGUCGCGGCGUCUGGAAGGAGAAGCGCUCGGAGCUGACUGGCCAGCAAUAUUCCGACGAAGGACCCGAGUCUGCAGGUGACGUUGCGGCGAAUGCCUUUGACGAUGUCGACCUAGUUGGCGGUCGACCCGAUCACUCGCGCCGUCGGAGCAUGGCCUUGCAGCAGCAACACUCGUCCUUCUCAGAUGUUCUGUCUAGUGGCUUUGCAGCAUUUACAGGUGGUAAUCGCGCGCGCGCUGGCUCGUCGAACCCACCGCACCCAGCUACCCGCGGUAGUCUCGAGCUCUUGUCGGAGGAGAAUCUGGAAGAUGAAUUCGAUGAGGCAGAGUUCGCCCGCGCACAGGCUGAAGAGGAGGCCCGUAAGCGGGUGGAGUGGGUGCGUGAAAUCAAGCGCAAGCUCCGGGAUUGGCAGGGCUGGCGUCUGGAUCUGGUUGAUAGUCGGGCUGGGGCUGAAGGUCCUGGUUUGGCUUUGGGGCAGAUCUUUGAGGUUUGA